AAUCCUUUUGUGUGUAAUGAAUGAAAUCAAAUAUACACAUCUGUUGUGGAUGUUGCAACGUUACAGGGUAUAUGGAAAGGACGGGCCAGUCCACCUGACCCAGAGCUACCACCAUGGUCUGGAUACCACCCGGCUCCUGGGCGUCACCAUCGGACAGAAACUCCAACAGACCGUUCAAGAGUUUCCCGAUCGGGAGAUGCUCGUCUUCAAAAGAGGCAACGUUCGUAGGACGUUCCAGCAGUUUUUUGAAGAGUGUGACCAGUUGGCCGCCGGGUUGGUUGCCCUGGGACUAAGGAAGGGGGACCGGGUGGGGAUAUGGGCACCCAACACCCUUGAGUGGGUUUUGACACAGUUCGCCACGGCCAGGGCUGGCUUGAUCAUGGUCAGUAUCAACCCAGCUUAUCAAGUCAACGAGCUGGCCUUUGCACUAAAAAAAGUUGGCUGUCGUGCAGUCAUCUCAGCCACUGCCUUUAAGACGCAAGAUUAUUACAAGAUGCUCCACCAGAUAUGCCCUGAACUGGAGAGAUGCAAGGCUGGGCAGCUGGAAGCGAAAAAGUUGCCCAUGUUGGAAACAGUCAUCAUGCUUGGCGAGGAGAAUUUUCCAGGAACCUUCUCGUUCCCAGAGGUUAUGAAGAUGGGGGACCACGCCCACAGAAAAACUGUCCUGGAGAUGCAGGACAAGCUGCAAUUUGAUGAUCCAAUCAACAUCCAGUUUACAUCGGGAACUACAGGGAGGCCGAAGGGAGCAACCUUAACCCAUCAUAACAUCGUGAACAACCAAUGGUUCCUAGGACGUCGACUGGGGUACCAUGAAAUGCACCACAAGCUUUGCAUGCCGGUCCCGUUGUAUCACUGUUUCGGCAUGGUGAUGGCCUGCAUGGCUGCAGCUGUGUUUGGUACUACGAUUGUAUCCCCUUCGCCCAGCUUUGAGCCCGAACCAACUUUACAGGCCAUCCAAGAGGAGAGGCAAGUAAUAACGCUUACCUAUUUCUGCACAUCCAUAUACGGCACCCCGACCAUGUUCAUCGACAUGCUUCAUCAUCCCAAUUUUGACAAGUACAGGUUGACGAGUCUAAACACCGGAUUGAUCGGAGGGUCAUACUGCCCUGCAGAAGUUGUGAAAAAGGUGGUGUCCAAAAUGCACUGUCCUGAAAUCUGUAUUCCAUACGGCACGACUGAGAACAGCCCUCUAACCUUUUUGGGUUACAAGUCUGACAGUCUGGAGACUAAAUGUAACACUAUAGGACAACCUUUCCCUCAUGUAGAGGUAAAAAUCGUAGACACGAAUGGAGAGGUAACGCCUGUGAACGAGCCUGGCGAACUGUGCACGCGGGGACACGGCACCAUGCACGGGUACUGGGACGACACAGACAAGACUGCUGAAGUCAUCGGGCCUGACAGAUGGUACAGAACCGGAGACGUAGCAGUGUUGGACGAGCAGGGCUAUGGACGGAUUGUGGGGAGAAUUCAGGACUUGAUCAUUCGAGGGGGAGAAAACAUCUAUCCACGCGAGAUCGAGGAAUUUCUGCACACACAUCCAAAGGUGGAGGAUGUACAGGUGAUAGGAGUACCGGACGAGAGGAUGGUGGAAGAAGUCUGUGCCUGGAUCAAAUUGAAGGAAGGGGAGAUUCUGGGCGAGGAUGACGUCAAAACCUUCUGCAAGGGACAGAUAUCCCAUUUCAAAGUUCCACGCUACAUCAUAUUUGUAAAAGAAUUCCCACUGACAGUUACUGGAAAGGUGCAGAAGUUCAAGAUGCGGGAACAGACGAUCAGAGACCUUGGUCUGCAAAGAUAAAGCAAGCUUAACCCUUGUCCUGCUGGCAAUUUUUACACAAUAUUUUCAAAUAAUUUCAUGUCUUAAUCAAGUCA
Branchiostoma belcheri (Belcher's lancelet) is the source of this 1869-nucleotide messenger RNA. RefSeq names its product acyl-CoA synthetase family member 2, mitochondrial-like. The coding region runs from base 17 to 1795 and encodes 592 amino acids. The record is from RefSeq and is a predicted model, not a curated record. The transcript is spliced from 16 exons. NCBI's taxonomy places the organism in Eukaryota, Metazoa, Chordata, Leptocardii, Amphioxiformes, Branchiostomatidae. Gene Ontology annotation, molecular function: medium-chain fatty acid-CoA ligase activity. Gene Ontology annotation, biological process: fatty acid metabolic process.